GGAUAUACGUGAUCCGUCUUACUGUUAUCAGUCCGACUGCUCUUAAUGUUCCCCUUUAUUUUUGUUACCACAGUAAUGUAGUUCCGCUGUCUGUACAAGGAUACUGUAGGGAGAGGUUAAGUUGCUCAGUGCUCAAACAACAUUGCUGUCACUCUGUAAGUUCCGGAGCUAGAGAUUUAGCCUCUGAAGUGCUAGCCCUGGGACCAUGCGAUCUAUAUCGGGGUUAAUUUUACUGGUCACUGCGGCUACUUUCUAUCUCUACCUUCUCUCCACUUAUUUGCCCCCGGGGCCGCAUCACCCUCGUACAGGGGAUGAGCCGGUCAAGUCCAAUGAAAACUCGGACCCCGACUUGGGGUCGGAAGAACAUAGGACGCUGAAGUUUCCCUCAGACCUGGAAGAGUUGCGCGAGCUGGCGGAGUUGCUGCAGUUCUAUAAGACAGAGCACACAGGUUAUGUCUUGCUGCUCUUUUGCAGCGCCUACCUCUACAAGCAGUCCUUCGCCAUCCCUGGGUCCUCAUUCCUGAACAUGCUAGCAGGAGCUUUAUUUGGACCCUGGCAGGGCCUGCUUCUGGCCUGCCUCCUUACUACUAUGGGAUCCACUUUCUGUUACCUCCUGUCCAGAACAUUUGGGAAGCAGCACAUUGUCAGACUCUUCCCUGACAAGGUCGCCUUGCUGCAGCGGAAGGUUGAGGAAAACAGAAGCAGUUUGUUUUUCUUCCUGCUUUUCCUGAGGUUCUUCCCCAUGACCCCCAACUGGUUCCUGAAUGUCACCUCCCCCAUCCUCAACAUACCCAUCACUAUGUUCUUCUUCUCCGUCUUCAUUGGUUUAAUCCCAUACAACUUUAUCUGUGUGCGGACUGGCUCCAUCUUAUCAGAGAUCUCCUCUCUGGAUGACAUCUUCUCCUGGGGCACCCUACUGCAGCUCCUGGCUAUUGCCUGUGUAGCCCUCCUCCCUGGUGCCCUCAUAAAACACUACAGCCACACACACCUCAAACUGGAUGGCCUAGACCAGAACGGCCACCACCUGAACAAGAAGCUCAGAUGACCAUUUCAACCUUUUCUCCUAUCGUCUUAUUUUCUUUUUAAAAAAAGGUCUUGGCUCUUUUCAUUUGUCUUAAAAUUAUGAAUGUGAAGGAUAUGUUGACUUCUAUGUCUCAAACCUACAUCUGAAUCGAAUCUUUUAAGUUUAAACAACUUUGUAGAUUUGAUAACACCAUUGAGGGCUUUUUUAUUUGGCCCCUGCUUGGAAGAGAGUCUUAAUGACCAUUUUUCCUGCAAGAGAAAGUUGGGUUUCUGUGUACUUUCUAUGUGUCAUACUGAACAGGAUUGUCUGGAACAUGUUUGCUUAGUGCUUGUUUGUCUCACAUGUUCUGUAAGCUGUUGAAACGCAAGCUCUGCCAGAAGAUGUUGUUGGCAUGACAGGAACUUAAAGAUGUCUUUGGUGGCUUUUUCCACGCCAGUGACAUCAUGAACCCAAGGACCUUAGGAGGCUUCUGGGUCUUUUAAGGCCACUGCUACGGAACUCAGUCAUUACAACAGGCUAUGUAUCUCUUUUAGUGGUUAUUCAUGCUCAACUGUUUGUUGUUGCUGCCAAUCCUUAUGAGCACUUAUUUCAUGCCAAAGCACAGAAAGAAAACUAUAUACAGUAUGUACAUAUUUUUAUUUGAAAAAAUAAGUACGGUAGUUGCUGUGUGCACCCUUAUUUAUUAUCAAAUGAAAUGUUUUUGAUGAGAUUUAUUUCCUGGGAAAUACUGUAAUGUGAACAUUGAAUGUAUUUUCAAAGGCGUUUUAUAGCUUUUAAUUUUAAAGGAGAAACAAAGUGGGAAAACUUCAUUCUUUGAGCUUUUCACCCUGUAUGUUGACAUGAGAAAUGUUGUGUAAGUUGUGAAUUGGUGCAAAAAAAGCAGAAUGACUAGGCAAAAAACAGUAAUGAAUCUUUGUGUUUUUGCAGUGCAGUUUGCCUGCCCUAAGUUUUUUUAAGUAAUCACAUUAUGUAAAUCAGUCUAGCAGUGCAAUGUAUUUACCUAAUUACUAUCUGUUCAUUUUAGUCUCUUAUUUCACUUGUGGGCUGGACAGUAUUGCUACAUCCUGUCUCUUUGCCUUUACUGUCAUUUCCCCACAGAUCUUAGUUUGUUACAGAGAGGAAGUGGAGGAGCUGUGUUUUUUCACUGAACACUUAAAAGAAUGUAUAAAUCUUGGGAAAUCUCCCUGAAGAAAGGAGUCAACCUCCAGUGAUAGAAGAAUACAAAUACCCCAGUUCCUUUAUUUUAUUUUUUAUGUUUUAGAUUUGAUCUAGAGAGCAGUUAUUUUAUGAAUUUGGAAACUGUUUCAGUUAAAGUAAAAGAUAGCCAAAUAAUUUACAGGGUUAUUGUCCUUGACUAAUUUAUUAAUGUUUUUAUUUAGUUAGCUUUUUUUUAAUGUGGUUGGUUGCUCUGGUUUUGUUCAACAGGAACAUAAAACUAGGGCAAAAAGAAAACAAAUGUUAAUUUGGCUUUUCUUUAAAUACAUCUUCAUCCCUCAUUUCCUUCAAAAAGUGCUGUGGCAUUUUCUAAUUUAAGCAAUGUAUGAAGACAGAAAACAAUAUUACAGUGGCUUUCACAAGGCUUCAGAGAUGUACAGUAAAGAUGAUCUGCCCUUAGUCCAUUGCAGUUUGCAUCCUUGGCAGAAUCCCAGGUACUGUUUAAUGUAGGACUGUAGGUAUUAAUUUAUUUUCAAAGCACAUGCUUUUAAGCUGUGUGAUGUUUGUUUCUGAUCCCUGUAACUGCCCUCAUCGAAGCAGAAUUCAGAAAUGUCACAGGGUUCAAAUGCAAAACAGGAGAAGCUGCUUCAUCUUUUCUGCUUUCCCCUCAAAACUAUUCUGCUGUUUUUGAACUUUGCUAUUAAGCGAACACUUUGACUGUGAUGUUGUGAUCUAACUCGGGGUGUUGAAGUAGCAGUCAGCUGUAGGGCUGUGCAUUUGCAGUGUUAAUCUCCAAGCAGCAACAAACCUGUUAGCCCACCCUGUACUUUCUGUCUGUUAAUAUUUGAUGUGACAAAUAUUCAGGCAUAUUCAGCCCAGAAAUGCAAUUGGUAGUUGUUAUUUUUUUUUUAAUCAAGAUAUUAAAAAGCUUGUGAAAACUGGAAAAAAAGGAUGCAUAGCUCCAAUCAACAACAAGGUUUUUUCCUCUGUGCUGAAGCCUCACUGCUCCUAUAGCUAAGUAAAGCCUCAGCUUUUGAUAUAAAUGUAUAUCUGUGAAGUCUUAAACCUGCUCUAAUUAUUUGAAUUGAACGGAACAACACCCUGACUUCAAGGAAUUAAAAUACCGGUAGCCACCCUCCCCCGUCCCCUUUCUCUGAGGAAUGAGCCACGGAGCUACAGUACAGCAGUGCUGCAAGGCUGAUGGGGAGGAGUGCCAAUGCACAGGCAGGUGUGCUAGAAUCGUUAAGCGUUAGUGAGCAGAAGCGAGUAAGGCGAGAGUUGGCCUUCCUCCAGAACUUUGAUCACAAACUCCAUUAAGUAUAGGUAUUUUCAAUUUCUGGGAUCUUAAUUAUAUGUUUGCAUUUUUAAACUUGAAUACAAUCGUUGCAGUACCAGGGAAAAUCCAUAAUAAUAGGGUAGGGCAGUGUAAUUCUGAAAUUUGUCAUGUUUCCCCUGCCUGUGUUCGGGUUUUUUUUAGACUUUGACUGUUGGUCUACCUGCCCCUGUGUUUGUUUUGGCAAAUAUAUACUGUAUGUGACUAAUAGAUUCAUAUGAAAAAAUAGGGUUUUGCACUUUUUUAAGGAAAGGUUUUUAUAUACAAACUUGCAUUUGCUAUUUGUCUUUUGGUCUCCCAUGUACUUGCUGUGAGUACAGCCAUGCUUCACGUGAGAGCAGCUUUUUUGAAUAUCGCUGUGGGAAAGAGAAAGGAAGAAUGGUAGUGUAGGGUGGUGAAGAGUGACACUAGGGACUGAGAAAGAAUCAUAAACUGCCUAACACUAAAGUGCCUUAAGUAAAAAUACUGCCAUAUCCUUUACUCUUUUUAACCUGCUACCUCAGAGUAUAGGAAUGCUCUUCAAAUUAUUAUAGAACAGCCACUGAUUGAAGAAUUCUGUAUAUAAACCAAUAUGUAAAUACAGUUAAUGAAUUUUAGAUACUUUAAGUCAUGAUAUAGAAAUAACUUUCUUCACAGCGACCAUCGGAUGUUGCGAUUGAGUCUUGUUCCACAGGGUCUGCCAACUCUGGCGCAGGGACCCCCAGCUCAGUGGACAUUCAGCAUUUUGAAUGUUGGUCCCUUCUGCUGUCAGAUCAGAGUUUUCUAGCGAAAACCAUUUGCUGUACAUGUGCAUCUGUUUUACCAUUUUUUUCACUUAGAUUAUUCUCACAGAACAGGGUAAUUUACAGUUUCUUUCCUCUAAGGAAAUAAAUUGUGGUGGCUUCCUCUUUGAAUCUGCUCAGUUAGAGUAGAUUCUGUAAUAUGUUUUGGGGCAGAAAUCAAAACCUUUUGUUUUGUGGGUUUAUUUGAUGGCUCCAUUUGCAUGGCAACAUUAAUCUUAUGUAUUACAUGCAGUCACACAAACCCACUUUUUAAAAUGGGAUCUCUUGAUAUUUCUUCUCUAUUAAGUACUGCUCAUCGUAAUAUGGUAGUAUGCUCCCCCACUGUCUCACUGUAAUGUGAGAGGUCUGUGCUGAAAGUGCAUUUUGGAGUGGUCUGUCCUAAAAAUGAUAAAAAUAAAAAUUAUUUUAUUUUCUGUUAGGUGAAAUGUCACAGUAUCUGAUUUCUGCCAAUAUAUCUGAUUUUUAAUAUACGGUAAUUCAUGAUGAGCGCCAUUAACUGUAAUUCAGAUCUGAAAUCCAGUUUGUGUAAAUGGUGUUUGUGUUUUACCAUGGCAUUGACAGCAUUUUAAUAUGGCAGAAUGGAAAAUACUGUGAGAUAAUGAGAGAUGAACAUUUGUAAAGUCCUGUGUACGUCCAUUAACAAGUGUGUGCAUUUUUAUGUACUUGUGUUUUUUUACAAAAUUGCAGCAGUGCACAAACCCUUCUUUCCUUGUGUGCGUAUAGAGUUAAUCUAUAUAAAAAGUGUGUAAAUAUACAGCAUAAAUGAAAUAAAUACACGUAUGGUAGGCAUAACAGUGUAAUUUUAAUCACUCCACAUAAGGCACAGUAAAGUUUAGUUGUUGCAUUUUUCAGGUCUAAUUGUCUUUAAUGGUGCUUGUUAAAAUGUUUUUUUAAGAUCAAGUAUUCGAUAUUGAUAGGAAACAGGAAGAUUGUGAGAAAAUGUUUGAUUACAACACAUGGGUCUGUUUUUACAAAGUGAGUAUAUAUUUUUUCAAUAACUUAAGUUUUCUUCUUAUAAAACCAUGAAUUUCAGGUGUUUUUUGUAUGAUAAACAUCUAAACUGAAGGGGAAUUUAAAGGCUUAGUUUAUAUUUCCAGUUGGGAAAUGGGAUGGUGGAGUACAGUAUUCUACUGUUAAAUGACUUCAGUGUAUAUGGAUACUAAAGUGAGCUUCUGAGCAGCGUUUGUCUUCCCACUAAAUCUCCCCUGCCUGCAUUCACCAAAACAGUCCUAAAUCAUUUUUGUUGGAAGCAAUCAUAGCCAAUAAAUUAAUUAAUAUUGCAUCCUGUUUUAUUAAACUGUGGCACCUUGAUACAGACAGGUUAUGGGAAAUAAAACCAAAUACAAAUAAAAACUCCAAAACAUUUUAGUACCUAGUAGCUUGGCCUGAUGUAUCCAGCAGAAUAUUCUAUGGGGGCUCAAAACUAUGGCCAAAUCACCCCAUUCUUUUCAACAACAGCAGAGGAGCAAAGUCUUGGCCAAAGUAUUGAUCUUGCUUGAAGUGAUGACUCUGAACAGUUUCCCAGUGGGAAAUCAGCAGUAGAAAGAAUACAUAUUCUGUCAAUCAGCAAAUGUUUAAAAUGUUUAAAAUUUGUCUUUAAGUUAUCAUUGAGCUGCAUUUGGUCGAAGGCAGAACCUUAAGCCCCAGUGCCAAUGCAGUAGCAGAUUCCUUGCAUGAUUUACAAAACUUUGAAAAACAGACUCAUCCACUGCGCAUGAGAUUCUCUAUAUAUUUAUUACGAUUGUUCUUAACCUAAUGGAAAACUCAGAGGCUGUAUUAAAAUGGUAAGUUUGGAUCCAGAAGCAUUGCACAUGCAGUACAGCACUUUUGCUUCUGGCUAAAGUAUAGUGUCAGCUCAGUGUCAUCUUUGAUCCAAAGGUUAAUUUUUACCCUUUGUUUCAGCUUUACUUAUUUUGUUGUAAAUUAUUUCUUUUGCAUUGUUGGAUCCAGCAAUUUUUGGAGGCUGUGAGUUUUUUUUGUAUUAUUUUAAUGUGAUAAUUUCCUAUUUAUUUUGUGAAGAGGAUUUCUUAGAAGUCUUAAGUCAGGUCUUUCUGGGUUUAUUUUUAAAAUAGAAUUUUUCCUGUUUAUGGAUUGGUUUUUGUGGUUUUCUUCAGCUUUAUCCCAAUGUUUACCCAAGAGAAUACUGUAGAUCUUGUAGGCUUGUCAGGAUGCAAAAACAAGCCAUGUCUUACUGAGUUUGUUUACAAGUACACAAUUGAUUUUAUUAUUUUGUAAGAAAAUAAAUAAUUGAUUGAUGACAUGCUAA
This is a messenger RNA of Lepisosteus oculatus (spotted gar), 6560 nucleotides long. RefSeq names its product transmembrane protein 41A-B. NCBI's taxonomy places the organism in Eukaryota, Metazoa, Chordata, Actinopteri, Semionotiformes, Lepisosteidae. The record is from RefSeq and is a predicted model, not a curated record.